Rotaria socialis is the source of this 594-nucleotide messenger RNA. The record is from the annotation of a GenBank genome assembly. Lineage: Eukaryota; Metazoa; Rotifera; Eurotatoria; Philodinida; Philodinidae.
AUGAAUUUUCCAUGUGGACCCUUGGAUUCGAUCCAAUUGAUUGCACUUAUUCUUUUCAUACUUCUUAUUUUUCAAAGUCUACUUGGCAUCGGUUUAGGUAUAGGAUUUCUUCUUCAACCACCAUUAUAUGGAACAAUUAUUGAUCUCAACUCUGCUUUCAACCGACAAGCUUAUUUUUCCAUCUAUGCACCUCAUAUACUUCUCAUAAUAGGUAGUGGCAUAGUAAUAAUACCAAUACUAUUCGGUGUUCUCGGUAUAUUAAGACGUCGUUGGCGUUAUUUAAUAAUUUCGCUUGCUCUACUUGCACUUUAUAUUUCCAUUUUAUCAGCUGCUGCUGCAUGUGGCUUUGCUAAUUAUGAUCGACUUCGUCCUACGCUAGAAACGGAUGUUUCUCAAACAUCAGUAUCUGUAUGGUCAUCAGUUCGUACAACUUAUAAUUGUACGGGAACAAAUUGUAUUGUAGCAUUAGAGAACACUAUGUAUUCAAAUAAGCAACGUAUUGGUAUUAUAUCUGUCAUUUUUUUAGUUGUACCACUUUUGACAAUACUUAUCAUUAUGCUUCAAAUGCGUCGAGAUAUACUUUAUUUUAAAUAA